AGUUUUUUGUUCUAAUGUGGAUUGCUAUAUCAAUUUAUUUACUAUAUAUAGUUAAUCGUUAUUUUGGAACGGAAACAGGUCAUGGGAAAGGGAUUCAACAUUUAAUUUGUGCUAUUGUUAACAAAAAAAAAUGAUGAUAAUUAAAAUAACCCGUGGUUUGGAUGAGUUGGCCACGCAAGCCCAACAGCUAAUUUUCGUUGCACUUCGUUUCCUCUUCCUGUAUAACUUUUAUAACCUGAUUGCAUUUUCACAAUAUUCAAUUUCACUUCUUCCCUUGUGUUUUCAUCUUCUUAGGUGUCUAUUCAAUUUCCUCAGAAUUUCCGGUUUUGUUGAAUAUCACAAAGCUUCAAUCUCAUGGCCUCGUACGAUGAGAAACAAGGAAAGCCUUUACCCAAGUUUGGGGAAUGGGAUGUGAAUGAUCCUGCGUCAGCUGAAGGAUUCACUGUUAUAUUCAACAAGGCCAGAGAUGAAAAGAAAAUUGCCUCAGCAUCAGGACGAUUCCCUUCUCAGCGAAGAUAUGAUUCUCGAAAGCACAAGGAUCAACAAAAGUGCAAGAGUUCCUCCUCCACCUCAAAGAAAAAAUGGUUUUGUUUUGGCCCUUAGACAUGGAUAAGGACGUGUUUUUUGAUGCCACAACUAAUAUUGAUUCUAUAUCUUUAUAUGUCACUUAAUUUCUUCCAAGGACGUACACACGUACGGCUGAAGCUUGAAGCAGUGCGAAAAGAAAAUAGUGCAGCCUGCUCAAGUCUUCGUUUUAGCUUCUAGUUGUUUCAUGUAUCGUGUUAAAUGCAACAUCCUAAAACUAAUGUAAAUAAAUGAAUCAAUGAGAGGCUUUUGUCAAUGUCAA
Glycine soja is the source of this 847-nucleotide messenger RNA. RefSeq names its product protein NOI4-like. The coding region runs from base 355 to 603 and encodes 82 amino acids. The record is from RefSeq and is a predicted model, not a curated record. The transcript has 3 exons. Lineage: Eukaryota; Viridiplantae; Streptophyta; Magnoliopsida; Fabales; Fabaceae.